GGGCAGAGGCCAUUGUCUGCAUCACACAGACAAUCUAGAACCCACCGUCCCACAGAGCCACAUUCUAGAGCUCAGGGCUGGGGACCCCUCCCCAAUUCCUGAGGCCCCCAGGGAGAGACGGGGGCCCUUCUCUCCAUGCUCCUUUUGCGGCAACUCCCUGGCACGGAAGCCCAGGGGACAGAUCGUCCCAGGGGAGGCUGGGUCCGUAGGCUGCUCUGAGUGCGGCUCCUGCACGGACGAGUUUCAUCCACGACAGAGCCAGCCAUGGCGGAGGAGGUGUGGGUGGGCACCUGGAGGCCCCAUCGCCCCCGGGGGCCCAUCAUGGCCCUCUACAGCAGCCCCGGACCCAAGUACCUGAUUCCACCCACCACGGGCUUCGUGAAGCACACGCCCACCAAGCUGCGUGCACCAGCCUUCAGCUUCCGAGGGGCCCCCAUGCUCCUGGCAGAGAACUGCUCCCCGGGGCCCCGCUACAGUGUGAACCCCAAGGUACUGAGGACCGGCAAGGACCUCGGCCCUGCCUUCUCCAUCCUGGGGCGCUACCGCACCAAGACCAAGCUGACCCCUGGCCCGGGUGACUACUUUCCAGAGAAAUCCACCAAGCAUGUGUUCGACUCUGCACCCAGCCACUCCAUCUCUGCCCGGACUAAGACCUUCCGAGUGGACAGCACCCCAGGCCCUGCCGCGUACAUGCUACCUGUCGUGAUGGGGCCCCACACCGUCGGCAAGGUCUCCCAGCCCUCCUUCUCCAUCAAGGGCCGCAGCAAGCUGGGCAGCUUCAGCGAUGACCUGCACAAGACCCCAGGUCCCGCAGCCUACCGCCAGACCGACGUGCAGGUGACCAAGUUCAAGGCUCCGCAGUACACCAUGGCUGCCCGGGUGGAGCCCCCAGGGGACAAGACCCUCAAGCCAGGCCCCGGAGCCCACAGCCCUGAGAAGGUGAUCCUGACCAAGCCCUGCGCCCCCAUCGUCACCUUCGGCAUCAAACACUCCGACUACAUGACGCCGCUGGUCGUGGACGUGGAAUAGCCCAGCCCCAACCGCAUUCGCCAGCCCCGCCUCCGAGCAUCGCGUUCCCACAGCAGAUUCUCAAGGAGUCUCCACCAGCUGGGCUUCAGCCAGCCUGCCCUGCAGGGCAGAGCACGCUUAUUUGGACAAUUGUGACCAGUUAUUUUUUCUACGCUACUUUCCCAUUUGCUAAUGUUGUUUCCUGUCAUGCCCAGAUUACUUAAUAAAUCAUGGAUUCCAUUAGCAA
Microcebus murinus (gray mouse lemur) is the source of this 1255-nucleotide messenger RNA. The record is from RefSeq and is a predicted model, not a curated record. NCBI's taxonomy places the organism in Eukaryota, Metazoa, Chordata, Mammalia, Primates, Cheirogaleidae.